Messenger RNA from Odocoileus virginianus texanus, 447 nucleotides. The record is from RefSeq and is a predicted model, not a curated record. Lineage: Eukaryota; Metazoa; Chordata; Mammalia; Artiodactyla; Cervidae.
AUGGGGCUGAGGGACUGGCUGAGGACCGCGUGCUGCUGCUGCCCCUCCAAGUGCCUGGAGGAGCCCGCCGUGCCGGAGAAGGAGCCUCUGGUCAGUGGUAGCAAUCCAUAUUCUUCGUUUGGAGCCACGCUGGCGAGGGAUGAUGAAAAGAAUUUGUGGAGUAUGCCUCACGACGUGUCCCACACAGAGGCAGACGACGACAGGAUCCUGUACAACCUGAUUGUCGUUCGUAAUCAGCAGGCCAAAGAUUCAGAGGAGUGGCAAAAACUCAAUUACGAUAUCUACACCCUGCGGCAGAUUCGAAGGGAAGUGAGAGGUAGAUGGAAACGCAUUUUAGAAGAUUUAGGUGAGUCUAAAAGUGAUUAUAAAAUGGCAAAAAUACCAGUUGUGGCUAUUCCUCUUUACUUUCUCCAGCCUGGUUUUUAUAAAAGGAAUGUCGGUGACUGA